AUGCCAAAACAUGAUUUACGACAUAAUUUACAUAAUUUGGCACAUGAAAUUUGGGAAGAAAAACUUAUUAUUUUAAUAGACAUCGUAAAAGACCUUUAUAAUAUUCAUGAAAAUGGAUUUAUUCAUCGAGAUUUACAUUCUGGAAAUGUAUUAAUAGAUGAAAUGAAUAUUCCAUACAUUGCUGAUAUGGGACUCUCUUGCCCAACAAAUCCAGAAGCAGGAAUGGAACUUUCUCUCUAUACCGAUUCAGAAACUUCUUCGGAAUGCAGCUCUGGAAUUUCUACCUCAUCUAAAUCAGAUGGUGUAUAUGUUGAAGAAUUACACGAUAUAUUCACUCAUUGGAGAAAUGAAUGUAAGAAAGAUAUAUCGACUAGUGAGCCUUCAGAAAUUCGUAAACAAUUUGAUGAAUCUGAUAGGAAUAUGAAAAGCAUCAAAAAAUCUCCUAUACAUCCUGGUGCAAUUUACAAAUCUCGGUAUAUCGCAACUCAAAAAAAUACAAUCAAUAAAACCAACAAGAUUAUGAAAGAUGAAAUAGAAGUUCGCAAUACCAAUAAUAUGAAAUUGAUUAUAGAUUUGCCUAGUUAA
Messenger RNA from Dentiscutata heterogama, 585 nucleotides. The record is from the annotation of a GenBank genome assembly. Lineage: Eukaryota; Fungi; Glomeromycota; Glomeromycetes; Diversisporales; Gigasporaceae.